AUGGAUCAUAUAAUUUCUCCACUUUCUCCAAAACCACCUUCAUAUAGGUGGUGGUCGGAAGAAACAACGGCGGUUGUGACGGGAGCAAACAAAGGUAUAGGUUUUGCGGUUGUGAAGAGGUUGUUGGAGCUUGGACUAACCGUCGUCUUAACCGCCCGAAACGCCAAAAAUGGAAACCUAGCCGCGGAUUCCCUCCGCAGCAUUGGCUUUCAAAACGUUCAUUUUUGUUGCCUCGACAUCUCAGAUCCUUCUUCCAUCGCCGCCUUCGUCUCCUGGUUCCGUCUCAACUUUGGAAUACUCGACGUGUUGGUGAACAACGCGGCCGUUUCAUUUAACGCCGUCGGCGAUAAUUUAAUCAAACAGCCAGAGACCAUAAUCAAGACUAAUUUCUACGGUGCCAAGCUUUUAACGGAGGCGCUUUUGCCGUUAUUUCGUCGUUCGGUCUCCGUUAGCCGCAUCCUCAACAUUAGCUCAAGGCUUGGCGCAUUAAACAAACUGAGAAACCCUAGUGUAAGACAAACCCUAGAAAAUGAAGACCUUACCGACGAACAAAUCGAUGCGACAGUGACUCAAUUUCUCGAAGACGUGAGUAGCGGAACGUGGGAGAAGCAAGGAUGGCCGGCAAAUUGGUCGGACUACGCCGUCUCAAAGAUGGCCUUGAACGCUUACUCUAGGGUUUUGGCUCGACGUUACGAGGGGAAAAAUCUAAGUGUGAAUUGUUUGUGCCCUGGUUUCACUCGUACGUCUAUGACCGAUGGUCAGGGGACUCACACGGCAGACGAGGCCGCGGCAACCGUCGCGAAUUUGGUGUUGCUUCCUCCGGAGAAACUCACCUCCGGAAAGUUUUAUAUGUGCGUAGAGGCCAAGAAGAUUGUUUCAAAGUUGUGA
Arabis nemorensis is the source of this 888-nucleotide messenger RNA. NCBI's taxonomy places the organism in Eukaryota, Viridiplantae, Streptophyta, Magnoliopsida, Brassicales, Brassicaceae. The record is from the annotation of a GenBank genome assembly.